Aethina tumida (small hive beetle) is the source of this 1575-nucleotide messenger RNA. RefSeq names its product retinaldehyde-binding protein 1. The transcript is spliced from 5 exons. Gene Ontology annotation, molecular function: phosphatidylinositol bisphosphate binding. Bases 102 to 1091 code for a protein of 329 amino acids. Gene Ontology annotation, cellular component: membrane. NCBI's taxonomy places the organism in Eukaryota, Metazoa, Arthropoda, Insecta, Coleoptera, Nitidulidae. The record is from RefSeq and is a predicted model, not a curated record.
UUUGAUAACCGUAAACGUAAUAAUUAAAAACUAGACAAGGUCACAGUUAGAUAACCGGAAAAUUACCUUUUGAUAUCAUUUUUUCGUGUAGUGCAUUAAACAUGUUCAGAAGAAGUGGAAGAACUGAAAACAAGAUGGGUUUGGGUGGUGAUAACUCCGUAGAAGAAUACAUUUGCAAAUUGAACGAUACCGAUAAAAAACGAGCUUUAGAUGAACUCAGGGAAGAUGAUAACAUCAGGGAGCAAUCACUGGCGCAAAUGAGAGACUGGAUCAACAAACAUCCCAACAUCAAGAAAUGCAGAACAGAUGCACCGUUCCUGUUGCGUUUCCUGCGCACGAAAAAAUUCAGUGUACCGCAAUCCUGCGAAAUGUUGGAACGCUACCUCAUCAUCCGCCAGAUCUACCCGCAAUGGUUUAGAAAUUUGGACUGUGAUGACAAGGACUUGGCUGAAAUCAUUAAUGCUGGGUACUUGGUGCCAAUGCUGGACCGAGACCAAGGAAGAUUGGUGCUCUUCAGCUGCGCGGGUAAAUUUGACCCCCACAAAUUCACCUCCGCCCAUAUGAUCAAGGUCCACAGUUUAGUCACGGAGGCUCUGAUGGACGACGAAAUUAAUCAAAUCAACGGGUACACUUACGUGAACGAUGAGAGUGGCUUUUCCAUGUCUCAUAUCUCCCUUUGGUCUCUCACUGAUGUUAGGAAUAUCUUAAGAUGCAUCCAAAACACCACUCCAAUGAGGCAUAAGGCUAACCAUUUCUUGAACAUCUCUCCUACUGCUAUUAAGUUAAUCGAAUUUGCUAUUUCGCUGCUCAAUGAGAAAUUGAAGAGCAGAAUUUUCAUAUAUAAAAAUAUAGAAGAAAUGUAUGAAAAAAUAGACAAGAAAAUUUUGCCCAAAGAAUAUGGUGGUGAAGUUCCUUUAUCCGAAAUGUUGGAGAAGUUUAAAGCAUAUCUAAAGGAAAAACGUGAGAAAAUCUUGGCUCUAGAUGACAUGUAUAUUGAAAUUGAUGAAAAAUCUUGUCCAUUGGUCUCCGAAAUGAACGAAGAACUUGGAAUUGGUAUCGAUGGCAGUUUUAAGAAGUUAACAGUUGAUUAAUCUAGUCUUAAUUUAGAGAUUAAUUUAAAGUGCACCUAUUUGUAAAUAAUAGAAUUUGCUUUUCAUUUUGUUCAUUACAAGAAUUGAAUAAUAAGUUCAUUUCUUCUUUAUUAAAGAUACGAUUAUUUUUGUUACAUAUUUAAUAUUUAAUGUUUUGAUUAUGCAAUAACUUAUCGUAGGUAAGUAUAUGUGAUUUUGCUUUAAUAAUACUUAUUGUUAGUGGAUAUUCGCAUAAUUGUGAUAGUAUUAGUGCAAAUUUCCGCAAUCACUUUCGGAAAUUAUUUAGGUAUCUAUUCAUUAAAGAAUGUUUGUGUUUGUAUUUCUCAUAUUGUUAUACAUAGAUUUUUUGUUGUCCAUGGUGGAAUUAAGUUACCUUUAUUGUUUUAGUUAUUAGGUCAGCACUUGUGUUAUGGUUUUCGUCACAUUGUUUUUUGUUAAUUUUUGUACUUAAGUUUUGUAGCACCUAUUAUAAAAUUUAUGCAUA